UCGUACGACGUUUUUAUCGUGUCCUUGCAAAGAUCAGACGUGCUCUUUUUGUAGUGAAUAGCCUAGUUUGAGAAUUAGAAGGGAUGGCGGGAGUAGACGCGCCGGCGAUGACGAGUUUAGGUGCGCUGAACAUGGGAGGGCAGGGAGGGAUCGACCAAGCUAUGGGAGGACUUGGUCCGAUAAAUCCUGUGAUGCAAGGGAUCGGUGUCGCUGGUCAGCAAGGGGCUGCACCAGGGAGCGGGGUAGCCGCACAGUAUGGCGUCGUGACAUGCUACAUAUGCGGGAAGAAUGGCCACUAUGCACGGAAUUGCUGGCAGGCCACGAAUAGACAAAGACCAGAGGGUGACAAUAGUGAAAUGUGGGAGAUACUUCUUCGAAUUGGCAGGAGAGAGAAAGAGGAGGAGGAAAGGAAGAAGCGUGAGAUAGAUGAGGUGAAACGUAAAGAGGAGGAGGAACGACGGGAGGGUGAAAAACUUAUGGAGGAACAGGCGAGAGAAGCUAAGCUAGAAGCGACCAUUGUUAGGAUCCUUACGCAGCAGAGAGCAUCGUUGAUGGUAAGUCCCACACCGUUGGCGGGGAGUGGAAUCAAGAAGUCACCACACUCCAAGGCACGUAUGCUGCGAGAUAUCACAAGCUAUAUUGCCCAAUCAGAAGAUGAUAGUGACGACGUGAAGAAGGAGGCUGAACAGUUGAUUGAGGCGCUGGAGAGUCGGAGGAAACCUAAGCAGGGCGCUGCGUUAAUGCAAGCAGCUGUCAAUCGGGCAAAGAAGGUACCUACGUCGAGAAUCGAUAAGGCUCAGGUGGACAACCUCUCUCCAAGUGAUGAAGGCUUCGUAACUCCGAAGAAGGCCUGUCCCGCGGAAUGCUCGAGCAAAGGGAAGACAUUCGAGUCGCUCUGUACAGUCUUCGAGCAGAUCGAUGGAUCGAGGCAAUCGAUCGACGUGGAAUCCACGGCAGGAGAGUACUGGCUUGAUUCCUGGAAGCCCAUCGGAGAGAAGUAUGGCGAAUCAUUGGUCACCAUCGGCAUUGUGCGUGUGAAGCUGAAAGAGGCCAGACAGAGAAUCCAAGCGGGCUGCCGAUUUACUGUCACACGCGUUAGUAUGAGCACAGUUAGGGACAUCGUCAUCAAGAUUAUCACGCGAUCUGUUAUGGAUGAGUGUAUCCGAUCUCUCGUCAUAGAGAGACUGAGAAUAGUGAGACUGAAAGGGAGGACGGUAGGCAGCAUCAUCCACAACUAUAGAUUGAAGCUGGAACGUAGGUCGGAUAUGUGUACUUGCGUCGGCCUCGAUGUCGAUAGAUUUCAAGGGCAUGCUUGGGCUAGGCUCGACGAUGUGAAGGGGGUUCACCGAUUCCUGCAUAACUCGAAGAACAUAACAUGCGGAAGAAGCUUGACGACGCUCCAAUUAGUGGAAAUCGUCGUACAGGCUGUUCCCAAAGGGUGGAGAUACAACUCUUUGCAUGUCACCAAUGAAGAGGUGAUGAGGUGCUUUGCGGGAGAUGUACCCAGGUCCGUAGCCUUGACGGAGCAAGAAGUCAAGUGGGAAGUUCGUCACGUUCAGGAUUUGGUUCUUGUACCGCUCGAUCGGAACCCGGGUGCCACUUUGGUCUUCUGCCCAGUACUGUACUUCCAUGCCUUUCGCAUGAUGUUCCGUUGGAGUGUUGGUUUCAAUCCGAAGGAGGAGAACGAGGAACAGAUACUCACUCUUUCCAAGACGGUGUACAAAGCGGUUGGUCUUCCAUCUUUUGCCACGUGGCGUGUUGGUUUCAAUCCGAAGGAGGAGAAUGAGGAACAGAUACUCACUCUUUCCAAGACAGCGUACAAAGCGGUUGGUCUUCCAUCUCUUGCCACGUGGCGCACAUGUCGCAGACUGGGGAGAGCUUACAUUAUCCCCAAGGACAAGGACUACUCAAGGUGGCGUCCGAUCUCUCCAUCCUGGUCUGAGCCAUCAAGGACUGCAAGCGCUCGACUAGGUAGGGCACUCAGAUAUAUGCUGUUGUGCCUACCAGCGGCGUGCCACUUCAGUCUGAGAUCUAGAGAUCAGCUGAAGAAGAUGAUGCUGGAAGGAGUGGCGAGCAUCCAGAGGGCCGGCAAUACGAUCAUCGGAAGAAGCUAUGAUAUUAAGGAUAUGUUCGCUAGACUUCCUCAUGACGGCAUCGUCGCAUCAGUUCGAUGGAUCUCACAAGUGCACGAGGACCGGGGGUUGGUCGGAGUAAAAUUGAGCAUUCGAGGAAAGUGCUGCAAAAUAGCCAGAACUCGGUUGAAGGAAAUUGGAUACCUCUUCUUCUCCUUUGAACAGCUCAUGCACAUCUUGGUGUACGAACUGCAACACACGUACACUGUAUGUGAGAAUCAAGUCUACCAACAGUUUUUUGGGGUUCCGAUGGGGAAGCACUCAUCCCCUGCACUGGCGAACCUGCUGUGUGCUAAGGCUGAGUACUUCUUUCUUGGAGCCCUGGGUGUGGACCGGCGACUGGUAACCGGUGUGAGGAUGGUUGAUGACGCAUCAAUUCUGACUGUUUUUUAUCACUCCAAUCACGACUCGUACAUCAGAGCAUUAGAAAUCUUGGAUUGGUUCUCGGAAUGCUACUCGGAGACCCUCAAGCUGGUUAGAAAGGAUGAUGGGAACAACGCAUGGGACUUUUUGGGAUCUCGGGUGAUCCUGGAACCAUGCCCGCCUGUGGUGCACAUUCUGCCACGAACGAAGAAUCAGAUGUCGAUUGUGGAAUAUGGAGUCUUGCACUACCACUCCAUGCACGAUUUCAGUUCGUACUCGGCGAAGAAGGUAAAGCGGAUGACCCUGACUGCAUCAAUGCUUCGGAUACGGAAGUCCUCAACGGACGAAGCUGCGACUUUAGCAUCGAUCAUAUGCCUCCUGAAAGAGGCUGGCCUCCGGGAUUACUUCCCGGAGGUCUUCUUCGGAUCCUUGGCUAGGUUCGCCAAGGUGGUGGGCUGUACACUGGGAUCUUCGAUCUCGCAGAUGUACCCCCACCGUCGCCAUUUUGGGUCCUAGGUAGGUUGAGCAUGGGUUUGUACGACUACGGGUAGCUUCAGUUAAUUCUCGGUUAUUGACCGGAUGACGAGCGUAG
Molecule: messenger RNA, 3087 nt
Organism: Chara braunii
Lineage: Eukaryota; Viridiplantae; Streptophyta; Charophyceae; Charales; Characeae
Source: the annotation of a GenBank genome assembly